CAGGAGACAGCCGUAGAGAAAUGGUUCGAUCGUGCUGGAGUACCGACAUACUUGAACACAUGUAAGUUGGACCUAUCCCACUUCAUCCAAAGCAAAUGAGAUUAUUAACCAACUUCAGACUAUUCCGGAUUCCUCGCAAAUGCUUUCGCAAUGAACCCUGAAGGGACAUGGGUGCAGGCGCUUCAACUCGACAAAGCCGCUACGCAUGCGUUCAUUGCCAUGAUCGCAGCUAUGCACAACUCACUCGCAAGAUGGGCCGACACGAGUACGAUCGACUUUCAUCGGUUCCAAGCAGUCAAGUCUAUUAACGAAAGGCUGAACCUGGAGGGCAAGGACGAUAGCAAGCCUAUAUCGGAUGGCCUUGUCGUUGCUGUUGCCCUUCUAGUAAACAUUGAAACUUUCAUUGGCUCACUUAGUGCAGCAGAAGCCCAUAUGAGCGGAUUGAAGAGAAUGGUCGAUCUUAGGGGUGGUAUUGUCGAUGGGUUCAAGCACAGCAGUAUACUUCAACGAUCUAUAUCUUGGGCUGAUUACUCCUAUGCCACUGCUGCGCACAAGCCAGUUGCCUUCCCCUUUAUUCCACAACUUGCAUCCUCGCUAGCUCUCCAUGACCGGUUCACGAGUCGCUCUAUGUUAGCGAACAUGGAACCGCUUGGGUUUAAGGAUCUCACUAUUCAGAAUCGAGAAGCAGUCGAGCUCUUCGAGUUAUUAUACUCCAUUACAGAAUGUAUCAAUAACUUCGACUAUACAAGUCUUGAGGACACAUUCGGGCAGAGGAUACAGGUCAGCGACUCCAUCUACAUGAUCGAAUGGCAGCUCUGCAAGUUGGAACAUGUUUCUCGGACUCGUCAGUCUUGGAGGAGGGCCGGCUCCGUCCCAUUGCUGCCGUCGAUCGAGACCGAUAAUACACAACCGCGCUUCCCCUCGCCGACGGAUCUGUCUGACGUUCUGGUUUACGCUGCACAUCUCUUCCUGCACCUCGCCAUCCGCGGCCAACCCCCUUCCGCCCAGAGACACCGCGCUCUUGCGGAGGCGCUCAUGUCGUCGCUCUACGACCCUAUCCUGGCCCUAGACCUUCUAUCCGAGCCGAAGCCGUGCGAAAGCAGCGGGUCACAGCUGGCCAGCAGCAGCCCGGAGCAAAGCCCUACGACAGCUGUACCCGGGUACAUCCCGACGUCGGAAAUUUCACACCCCGGGAUGGCGAGACUUUUCAGAGACGAGCUCCACGCCAACAUCCUCCUCUGGGCCCUAUUCAUAGGUUCGUGCGUUCGCAUUCCGGUCGUGAUAAACGAGUACUCGGCCCUAGGGGGCGACCAGCACAACUUUUUCAUUACCGCGCUGAAGAACUACUGCCGGAUGAGAAACAUCCUGGAGAGAGAAGUGCUCCUGACGAAGCUGAAAGACGUCAUGUGGCUGUACAGCUGGUGCGAGCACCAACUGGGACUCGUCUGGGAAGAGAUCGCCGACAGCCUCAGACCGUACGUGACGGCGGGAGGCCAAGUGAAUGUGUCUAUGGGGUCAUGAUCAAGAGGAGAAUGGCAGUGAGCUAUCUCCUCAUUACCGGGAAUCGUACCGAAGUAAUAUAUAAUAUAUAAUCAUAAUUAUCUAACAAGAUGCCGACGCUGGCAGUAUGAUUUUUAGUCACAUACUACCGUAUAUCGAAUAAACCCAACUUAAUCGAACCUAUUCCACAGCCCAUACAUAGCC
Messenger RNA from Daldinia caldariorum, 1704 nucleotides. RefSeq lists its product as uncharacterized. The record is from RefSeq and is a predicted model, not a curated record. The transcript is spliced from 4 exons. NCBI's taxonomy places the organism in Eukaryota, Fungi, Ascomycota, Sordariomycetes, Xylariales, Hypoxylaceae. Bases 151 to 1521 code for a protein of 456 amino acids.